UGGUUACCUCGUUCUUCUGUCAUUCCGGCUUGAACUCUCCUCUACACCCAGAAUUUCUUGUGUACUUGUAUAGUGAUAGAUUCACUGAGCAGAAACAUUGAGUUUACCCUCGCCUAACUCGAGGACAAGGCCUUCUUUAUUUUCAUACAAUAUCACUAUCUGAGUUUGAGGAGUUGUCCGCAGUUGUGGUUGAGUUGGGUCGUUGGCAAUUCCGAGUAGAUUUGAGGACGCUUCGUUAAAGGCACAGCCUGUGCGGUUAUUCGAGCAGCAGGUGCGGAAAGGGGGCUUUGGGUUGUGUGUGGCGGCGGAGACCAGGGUGAAUUGUGGAAUCGCUUUCAGAGAGGAACAUUCCGUAGAAUGUAUGUUAUUAAGAGAGAUGGAAGGCAGGAGGCUGUUCAUUUCGACAAGAUCACUGCGCGCCUGAAGAAGCUCAGCUAUGGCCUAAAUCCCGAGCAUUGCGAGCCAGUUCUCGUUGCGCAGAAAGUUUGUAUGGGAGUUUACAAGGGGGUCACUACUAGUCAGCUUGAUGAAUUAGCCGCUGAGACUGCUGCGGCCAUGACUGCGAACCAUCCUGACUAUGCCAUUCUAGCGGCGAGAAUUGCAGUCUCGAAUCUACAUAAGAAUACGAAGAAAUCAUUCUCUGAGACGGUGAAGGAUAUGUAUUACCACGUAAACGAGAGGUCCGGAUUAAAGUCUCCGCUUAUUGCUGAUGAUGUUUACGAUAUCAUCAUUAAGAAUGCCCCGCGCCUGGACAGCGAGAUUAUAUAUGACAGGGACUUUGACUACGAUUACUUUGGCUUCAAGACAUUAGAGAGAUCUUAUCUUCUGAAAGUUAACGGUAAAGUCGUGGAAAGGCCUCAACACAUGCUUAUGAGGGUAUCCGUUGGUAUCCACAAGGAGAACAUCGAGGCGGUCCUAAAGACAUAUCACAUGAUGUCCCAAAGAUGGUUCACCCACGCGUCUCCAACCCUAUUCAACGCAGGGACUCCCCGGCCGCAGCUAAGCAGCUGUUUCCUACUGUGCAUGAAAAAUGACAGUAUUGAGGGGAUUUACGAUACCCUGAAGGAGUGUGCUGUAAUUAGCAAGUCGGCCGGUGGCAUUGGCCUGUCUGUCCAUAACAUCCGCACGACAGGCAGCUACAUCCGGGGCACCAAUGGAACUUCCAAUGGUAUAAUCCCCAUGCUGAGGGUGUUUAAUGACACUGCCCGGUAUGUUGACCAGGGUGGCGGUAAGAGGAAGGGUGCGUUUGCAAUUUACCUUGAACCCUGGCAUGCAGAUAUCUUCGAAUGGUUGGACCUUCGAAAGAACCACGGGAAGGAGGAAAGUAGAGCUCGGGAUUUGUUCUAUGGACUUUGGAUCCCCGACCUUUUCAUGCAACGUGUCCAAAAUAAUGGCACAUGGUCUCUGUUCUGCCCCAAUGAAGCGCCAGGACUCGCGGAUUGUUGGGGUGAACAAUUCGAGACUCUCUACGCUCGAUACGAGUUAGAGAGGCUCUGCGAAUGUAGAGAGCUCAUUCGCUGCUGGUCCUACUGUUUGAAGGAUGCCUGCAACAGAAAGAGCAACCAGCAAAAUCUGGGAACCAUCAAGUCUUCCAAUCUUUGUACCGAAAUAGUGGAGUUUACAAGUCCUGACGAGACUGCCGUCUGCAACUUGGCUUCACUUGCACUUCCUCGCUUCGUUCGAGAGAAAGGAGUUUCUCUGGAGUCUCAUCCUACAAAGAUUAUCGGAAGCAAUGGCCACGAGAAUCGAUUCUUCGAUUUCAAUAAGCUCGGCGAGAUCACUUCACUGGUAACUCGCAACCUCAAUAGAAUUAUCGAUGUGAACUACUACCCGGUAGAAACAGCAAGGCGAUCUAACAUGCGCCACAGACCUAUUGGGCUCGGAGUUCAGGGCCUCGCUGACGCUUUCAUUUUGCUGGGCAUGCCAUUCGAUUCUGAAGAGGCCCAGCAGUUGAAUAGGGAUAUUUUUGAAACUAUCUACUACCAUGCUUUGAAGACUUCAUGUGAGCUGGCUGCCGAGGAGGGUGUUUACGAGACAUACGCAGGAUCUCCGAUUAGUAAGGGGGCACUGCAGCCAGACAUGUGGAACGUGAAGCCCUCAACCCGAUGGGACUGGGAUUCCUUGAGACAAAUGAUACUAAAUAACGGUGUACGCAAUUCUCUACUCUUGGCACCAAUGCCCACUGCAUCGACCAGUCAAAUCUUAGGCAACAAUGAGUGCUUCGAGCCGUAUACAUCGAACAUUUACAGCAGACGAGUACUGAGCGGCGAAUUCGUGGUGGUCAACAAGCACCUUCUCAACGACUUAACAAACAUGGGCCUUUGGACGCACGACUUGAAAAACCAAGUCAUCUAUCACAAUGGCUCAAUUCAGCAAAUCGACGUCAUUCCAGAUGACUUAAAGAAGAUAUACAGGACCGUCUGGGAAAUCAAACAGCGGUCAAUUGUGGAUAUGGCCGCCGCGAGAGGAGCGUUCAUCGACCAGAGUCAAAGUCUGAACAUCCACAUGGACCAGCCUAACUUUGGAAAGCUUACUUCUCUUCACUUCUACACCUGGACGAAGGGUUUGAAAACAGGCAUGUAUUAUUUGCGGUCGAGAGCUGCCGCAGACGCAAUCAAAUUUACAGUGGAUCAAAGUAGUAUUAAGUUAACUCCUAUGCAGAGUAAGCAAGAAACGCCUGCCGCAGUUGUCUCUAACAAUCUGGAGGAAAAGAUGUCUCAAAUGGUGUGCUCGCUUGAGAACAAGGACGAAUGUAUGUCAUGUGGCAGUUAGAGAAUAUAUCGUAGCCUACUCUUCUAUUAGUCAUGCCCUUGCUGGGCAGGUAGCGAAGAACGUUAAGGGACGAAUCUUCAUCACUUAUGAAGAUAGUCUGUCCUGUGUAUCGUACCACACUAGCUUGUACAUUUUCAGUGGUAUUCAAUUACGCAGCCACUUUUCAUCCAAUUCUGCCGUAGCUAUUUUUUUUGUGUAAUCAUUCCAUGGUAAUAAUUCCGCUUCUGAAUCCGUGACGUAGACAAAUUUCACUUUGUGUUUCGAAUACGAAAUGACUCAGAAUUGUUUUAUCUUAAAACUUCCCAAAUUUA
Messenger RNA from Physcomitrium patens, 3083 nucleotides. The record is from RefSeq and is a predicted model, not a curated record. NCBI's taxonomy places the organism in Eukaryota, Viridiplantae, Streptophyta, Bryopsida, Funariales, Funariaceae.